GAGAAAAAGAUACAGAGACUCAUAGAGAGAGAUACAGAGACACAUAUACAAAGAUACAUAGACAGAGAUAGAGAGACAAAGAAAGACCCCGAUAAACAGAUAGACUGAGAUAGUUAGAGCUAGAAGUUUAUUAAUAUCUAUGUUUUGUCAGAUAUAUAUAGGAAACAAACAAACUAUUUUACAAAUAUGCAAUGAAUAAAUGAAAUUCAUCGCCUAAAAUUUUUUUUAAUUUAAUUUUUUUUAAAAAGUUAGUAGGAUUAUAUGCAACAAAAAGAUCAAGAUAUGGAUCUAACGGAUGAAGAAAUUUCAAGACUAAAUUCACAAAGUACUCUGGAUUCUACCUUGGAUAUUAAUACAGAAGAAGAAAUUGUUAUCACAUUCAGCAGCGGUCAAGAUUCGGAAAUCAUUAUUUCAAGCAAUUAUGACAUUGUACAGUGUAUUGUGGAAGAUGAGGGAGAAUAUAUUUUUCCAUUUGCUGAACAAGAUUUUAGUGGUGAUCCCGAACAUACUGCUGCUGCCGAGCGAAUAUCAAAUCUGAAGGAUCGCGUCGAUAACACACGUAAUUCAUUGGAUGAGGAGUUGCAAACAUUAUUAUCAGAAAUGAAAGCAAAAUACACCUGUGAUACACGGGCGAUUGGCUGUUUUCCUGAAAAUCCAAGACGAUCUGAAAAUGAGAAUUACAUAGUUUUCAACGAAACGGAAGAUGAGAAUAGAGUUGGAAGUGUAUAUUGGUGUCAAUGUGGGAACUGCAUACCUAUGCGAACAAAUAUCGAGUCUGUAUGCUGCAAAGAAAUCACAAAUGCUGAACCAUUAAUGGAUAACCUAAAUUGCAUAACCGAACAUGAAUUGUUUAAUAUUUUCUGUAACAGAGUAGAAACUGUAACUGUAAACUUAAUAUCUUUUGUUUACACAGAAAAAGAACCUUCCAAAAAGGAUAUGAACAGUAAAAAGCCCUGCACCACCCUACAGUGGAAAGAGCUACAGAACAACACCGGAGACGGAGAAUGCCCAUCCCAGGAAUGA
Molecule: messenger RNA, 1023 nt
Organism: Bufo bufo (common toad)
Lineage: Eukaryota; Metazoa; Chordata; Amphibia; Anura; Bufonidae
Exons: 5
Coding region: 262-1023 (253 amino acids)
Source: RefSeq, a predicted model, not a curated record